Chionomys nivalis (European snow vole) is the source of this 2284-nucleotide messenger RNA. RefSeq names its product RAB32, member RAS oncogene family (gene Rab32). Gene Ontology annotation, cellular component: trans-Golgi network; vesicle; Golgi apparatus. NCBI's taxonomy places the organism in Eukaryota, Metazoa, Chordata, Mammalia, Rodentia, Cricetidae. The record is from RefSeq and is a predicted model, not a curated record. The transcript is spliced from 3 exons. Gene Ontology annotation, biological process: vesicle-mediated transport. Gene Ontology annotation, molecular function: GTPase activity; GTP binding. Bases 149 to 820 code for a protein of 223 amino acids.
CACCCAGCGCAGAGUGCACCGAGACUCUCCUGGCCGGCUGUGCGCGGUCGGUUCCGGGUCUGGUGACUCCCGUGACAAGGGUCUCCGGGUGCGCAGAGGGAAGAUCUGUCCUGACAGUCUGGUGGAAGAUUCCACGGCCUCGGUGCCCAUGGCGGGCGAGGGCUUGGGGCACCCGGAGACGACGGCCACCACGGCGCCCGAGACCCACGAGCACCUCUUUAAGGUGCUGGUCAUCGGCGAACUCGGCGUGGGUAAGACCAGCAUCAUUAAGCGCUAUGUGCACCAGCUCUUCUCCCAGAACUACCGGGCCACCAUCGGGGUGGACUUCGCCCUCAAAGUCCUCAACUGGGACAGCAGGACGCUCGUACGCUUGCAGCUGUGGGACAUCGCGGGGCAAGAACGGUUUGGCAACAUGACCCGAGUUUACUACAAGGAAGCUCUUGGAGCGUUUGUCGUCUUUGAUCUCUCAAGAAGUUCCACAUUUGAGGCAGUCUUAAAAUGGAAAAGUGAUCUGGAUAGUAAAGUCCACCUUCCCAAUGGCAGCCCCAUCCCUGCUGUCCUCCUAGCUAACAAGUGUGACCAGAAGAAGGAGGGCAGCCAAAGUCCUUCCCAGAUGGACCAGUUCUGUAAAGACCAUGGCUUCACUGGAUGGUUUGAAACUUCUGCCAAGGAUAAUAUAAACAUCGACGAGGCCACCCGGUUCCUGGUGGAAAAGAUCCUUGCGAACCAGCAAAGCUUCCCUAGGGAAGAAAACGACAUGGACAAAAUUAAACUAACCGAUGAGCCCCUCCCAACGAAGGCCAGGUCCCAGUGCUGCUGAUGUGUCUCCAUGUCCUCCGCGCGCUCUCGUUGGUCCUACGUGCAUCUGAAGAUGUCCAGGAGCCAUUGGCCUGUGAAUCUCCCCUCAGGCAUGCUUUAUCAUUCAGCUGCUCAGGAACCGAGCCUGCGAAGCUGGAGAUGCGCAGAGAACUGUUCCCACUAGAGGCCCGGUGACUUACCAAAUGAACCCUAGGCUCUUUUUGUACUGUCAAAUGCAGAGUAAUGUUUACAGCCUUGGAAACAUUUUUGUACAGCAAGUUCAAGUGUUAGCUUUUAGUGUAAGAACUGGAAUAGCAGAAAAACGUUCCCACAACCUUCCUGACAUUCUGAGCGUCUUUGUUCCUGUAUUCAUCCCCACCUAACCAUGAUUUUUUUUUCUCAUAGACUGUUACCUACAGACUUGAAGGUCCCAUGCAACUAUUUCCUAGUCAAAACAUUGGGCAGGGAACGGUACUUUGCACUUCCUGUAAAAUUUUGUCCUCAAAUACCGUGAGUCUAAGCUGAGCUAGGCGGUAGUGGUGCACGCCUUAAUCCCAGCACUCGGGAGACAUAGGAAGGCUGAUGUCUUUGAGUUCUAGGUCAACCUGAUCUACAAAGCAAGUUCUAGGACAGCUAAGACUGUUACACAGAGAAAACCUGUCUCAAAAAAAACGAACAAAUAAGCAAAAACAAACAAAAUGUGUUUCUAGAGCUGAUAGCUGGGGUAUAAUAGAGUUUGUUCUGAAACAUCUUAAGAUUCCCUUCCUUAAUUAAUCGAAAGUACUGAGCUGGGGCUGUAGCUCAAUGAUAGAGUGCCUGUCUAGAAUGCUAUAGACCCUAGGUCUGCAGUACUGGGCGGGCUGGAAGGCCCUUGCAUCUUACCUGUAUUAUGGGUGUCUCCCUCUGAAUCCUCUCCUGGCGUAAACUAUAAAUGAACAUUCCUUCUCUCCCCUCUAUUCCAUUUAUAGCCUGGAGCUAUUGAAGGCACAGCAAUACUAAGUGGAACUUGUCUUUCUAGAUUUGUCAGGGUAAAGGUCAGGGGGGAAAUUUUUUCCCCAAAGCUUAUGCAAUUAUAUCCAAGUUUCUAGAGUAUGAAACCUGAAAGAAAAUAAACCAUGUAUCAUUUUGUCUAUGGUUUCGGACACUGAUUAUAUAAUGCCUAGGACACUUUUGGAAGAUGUACAAUGUUUGCGUUGCACUUAACUCAGAGAAAGGAAAGAAUAAAUACUUUAACCUAAGCCUGUGUGUUGAAUGAAUGUAGUUCUAGGCAUGUACUUUCUGGUUUAGAAGAUGUUGUGUUUAACUGGAGUUAAUCUGUAAUACUAGCAUGCGGGAGACAGAGGCAAAUGGUUAUAAUUUCAAGGCAUAUAUUAACUACCCAGCAAGCUCAAGGACAGCCUGGGCUACACAAGAGCCUUUCUCCAAAAAGAAUAAAAUUUCUUUAAAAAAAAAUGUUUUCUGUUGAAUUUUUUAGAUUUAGUUACCU